Fusarium falciforme is the source of this 636-nucleotide messenger RNA. Its product is annotated as DAO domain-containing protein. NCBI's taxonomy places the organism in Eukaryota, Fungi, Ascomycota, Sordariomycetes, Hypocreales, Nectriaceae. Gene Ontology annotation, molecular function: oxidoreductase activity. The transcript has a single exon. The record is from RefSeq and is a predicted model, not a curated record. The coding region runs from base 1 to 636 and encodes 211 amino acids.
AUGUCUGGUGCUUUGGAAGGUAUCUAUGAGCCCGGCGUGGUCGACCCCGGCUAUCCCUCAACUAAGGGAACUACCCCUUUCUGGCAUUCUCAACCACAUCCUCGCGCAAACCAUCAAUCAGAAUGGCCCCAGGGUGUUAUCGACGUUGUUAUUAUUAGUGCCGGCCUUACCGGGAUAAGCCUAGUACGAAACUUGCUAAAGAAGAAGCCAGGAAUUCGCAUCGUCCUAGUUAAUACUCGAUCACUCUAUUCCGGCGCUACAGGCCAUAACGGUAGUCACUGCAAGACUAUGACAUUUGCUAUAUGGGAGGAGCGAAAGCACUCAUUUAGUAUUAAAGAGGCCGUGCGUAUUUCGGCAUUUAAGCAUACACAUCUAGAAGCCAUAGCCACUGCAAUCCGUGAGGAUAGCAUUAAUUGCGAUCUAGUCCUCACGCAGGGCAUCGAGGCCUAUUACGACCAAAGGGACUUUGAGAAGGCUAUUGCCGGCCUCAAAGACAUACGUGCCCACGCACCUCACCUAGCAGAGAAGCACCAAGUCCACACAGAUCACUCAUACCUCCGAGACGUUCUCAAGUUAUCAUCCCGUGCUAUAGGCGCCAUCUCGAUUCCAGCAGCCUCUAUAUGGCCUUAUAAAUAG